AUGUCACAGCGUCCAUCGAAGCGAAGGCGACUUUCUGAGGAACCUUCAGCCCUGGACCGUCAUACAGUCUCGUACUCACGUUCUGCGCCCGCUACACCCCGCCGCUCAUAUCAAUCACCAACUAAAGCCUCUUUACAGCGAGCGCAUCCACACCUUGUACGCUCGAACAAACCGUCACAGCCCUCGCAAGACCACCGGCGACUCCUAGAGCAUGUUCUUAGCGGCGCAACAGACCCUAAAGAUACCGAUUCCACGAACAACACUGCCCCUGCUGAUCAGUCCGAAGAUGCUGCUGCUGCGCUAAGCCCAGGGCACAUUUUGAAGGGAUGGGCUCGAAAUGCUGGCGGCGGAAGCCAACAACGAGGAUUAUCACUAUCACAUGAGCUACAAGAUGAGCACGACAGUGGCUAUGCGGGUGUGCCUCGUCUUGUCAAGAGUUCGCAAAGCAGGCGUCGGCAAUUCUCGUUGUCGUCGGACGAGGGUGAUUCAGCAUUGCCGCCAACCUCAGUACAACUAGGUCGAGACCCUCCACCUGAACGGCCAAAAGGUAUUUCGACUAGUAGCAGCCCUCGCGGUCCACGUUCGGGUGGUGGCCGACACAGCUCGCGACUCCGGAAUAGCGAGUCUGUUACAAGCAGUCCAUUGAAGCCAAAGUCAAGAAAUUCUCGCGCCUAUCAGAUGGCGAAAGGAGACGAAGCACGUGAGCUGGCUGACAAGGCACCUAAGAAUGCCCCUAAUGGAGACAACAACCACGACAAGGCAGAUGAUGAACAAGAUGUGCCAAACGAAAUCAAAGAAAAGGAAGACAUCCUAAAGGCCCUCAGAAAUCAACAGCAAACACUGCUGGCGAGCUCAAAAACCUUAGAGACGGCUGUGGACACGGAAAGUAUUGCCCAAGCUGUGGAAAGAGAUGCAAGCUUUAUCAAUCUAAUCAAAUCGGCCGGCAUGGCCUGUACGCUGCAAGAACCCUGUUUCGACUACAAACCAGCGAGAGUUCCUAUGGACCGCCAGUUGCUUCAUCUCAACCUGUUCGCACCUGGCGCUCUGGUCUUGUCCACAAAGACUUCAGUCCGCUUAGUCAGUGGACACACAAAAGUCUUUCACAGGGUCAAAGUCUCUGCACCGCCGCCUUGGCCUCCACAUACGUUCAGCGCCAUCUUUGAGAUUGUCACGGAUCCGGAGAAUAUCAUUGUGGAGAGAAUAUCCUACAUCGAUGACCGCCAGGCCGAAGGUGUGAGCAAUGAGCUGUAUCUGUGGAUUAAACAUCGACUCGCGCAUGAUCUGCUUCGGACAGAUCUGGCUGGUCUCAUUUGGGGCCUUGGGGAGUACUUCUCUGCUGCCGUCGACCGAGCGAAGGCCUUGUUAGCCGUACGGAGAGAGUAUGUUGAAGAUGCGGAUCAAGACGAUGAAGGCGGUAUUUCGACUGUCCAAACUCGUAAGCUUACAGGUCAUCAAGCUUUAGCCCUCUCGCAUCAUAUUACAGACACGUCAAUUACCAUCGAUCUUCCCAGUUCGGAGCCUGAGAGCAACAGUCAGCGCUCAACCCGUCAGACUGACAGAUUUUCGCCAAAAGUCCUCGCCAGCUGGCGAAUCGCAUUGACGCCUAUCAGCGAGGCCACGAGCAUGUUAGAAAUAAUACCUUCCGGUGUUCCAGACUCAACAGCUCAGGCAGCUACAAGUCUGUUUGCCAAGUUGGCCAAGGUGGACAAUUUCGAGACAGCCUUCACAGCUGUUUGGGGCAUCUUGACUGGGGAGCAAAGCACCAUCGCCGCGGCAGAGGCAGGCACGAACGCGAGCUCUCAAGCCGGCUCUCAGGCAGAGGGUAAGGGUCUAGGAAAGAGGAGGAAGAAGCGGAGGAAGAUCACUUGA
Messenger RNA from Cyphellophora europaea CBS 101466, 1869 nucleotides. RefSeq lists its product as uncharacterized. The record is from RefSeq and is a predicted model, not a curated record. Bases 1 to 1869 code for a protein of 622 amino acids. NCBI's taxonomy places the organism in Eukaryota, Fungi, Ascomycota, Eurotiomycetes, Chaetothyriales, Cyphellophoraceae. The transcript has a single exon.